Molecule: messenger RNA, 921 nt
Organism: Penicillium mononematosum
Lineage: Eukaryota; Fungi; Ascomycota; Eurotiomycetes; Eurotiales; Aspergillaceae
Exons: 5
Coding region: 1-921 (306 amino acids)
Source: RefSeq, a predicted model, not a curated record
AUGCCCAGCAACGGAGCUCACGAUAUAGUCUUUCGGACUUCCAUCGCAGCCUGCAAUGCAAGCAGCCACCUCCGGGUUUACAUGCAAGAUGUCAUGGGAAAGAUCCGCGAGUCGAGGUACGAGGACAAAUGGAGCAAUGGAACAGAGAAAAAUGUCAUUGCUUCAGCCAAGCUGUACUCUCCUGUAGCCUGCACCUCGAGUGACCUUGAGAACAUCCGAGUCUACUACCUCUCCACCGACAACACUAUGAAGGAUAUGGCCUAUGACAAAUCCAAAGGUUGGUACGAGGGUACCCUUGGUAAGAAGCGCUUUAUGACGGCGCCGUAUUCCAAGCUGGCCGCUUGCCAACUCAAGGGACCCGACAUGACACUCAGAGUCUAUUGUCAGAUGGCAGACAACACGAUUCAGGAGUAUGGAGUUAAAGAUAAUGGAAACUGGGAGAAAAUGUCAACUCUGGGUUCCGCAAUGCCCGGCACGGACAUAGCAUGCACUGUGUUCAAGACAUCUGAACCGAAGAUCCGUGUCUACUACCAGCACAUGGAACAUGGCAUAAUAGAGAAGUGCUACGACAGCAAACGCGGCUGGUACGACGGAGCCGCCAAGUUCCCAAGGGUCCAACCCCGGACCUCCAUAGCCUGUACUAGUUACAUGACUAGCUCGGAAGUCGUCGGGAUGCGCGUCUUCUACAAUACAUCGAAUAUGAUGCGCGAGAUGAUAUACGAUGGCAAGUCUUGGACCGAAGGUCAAUUCCACGCGGACUGUAUCCCCGGAACGCAGAUUGCUUGCGUUAGCUGGAUGAAUGGUGCGCGUCCAGAUGUACGCGUUUACUUCCAGGCUGGUCAUGAAAUCUCGGCCAUUACGGAGUAUGUGUGGACUCAGGGGCGUUGGUCUUCUGGGAAGCUUGCGCUUCCUCCUGCGUGA